GACUUUGGAACCAGGGCAACAUAUCCGCAGGUCCCAGGGCUCAUAUACAGUAAGACUGGAGGUCUAUAAAAACCCAAAGACGCAAGCAGGAGGAUUAGUCUUCAGAGAAAGAGGGAGACUCUCCUCAAGCUGUGGGAGCCCAUCAUGUGGGGAGCCAAGCUUUGCCUCUUGCUGCUCCUGGGCACGCACACACUCGCCCAACAAGAUGUAGGAAGUGCGGAAGAACAGUCCCCGCUUUGCUUUUUGGCCAAAAGAUACAAGAACUUCAGACGCUUUGUGUACAACUAUGAAGCCGAGACGCUGAACGGUGUGAAUGGAGCCGCGAAUGAAAAGGCCGGCCCUAAAGUCCACUGUACAGUUGAGGUCGACGUACCCCAGACGUGUAGCUUCAUCCUCCGCACCACAGACUGCUCUCUGAGUGAGAUCUCCGGUUUGGACGAUGAGGGGAACCCGGUGUACCGUCCUGCUGCUGGGGAUGAGAAUUUCAAAGCUGCUAUGGCCAAGAACCCUUUGAAGCUUUCAGUGGAAGGACAAACUGGUGUCAAACUGUACCCUGAGGAUGAUGAGCCCACCAACAUCCUGAACAUCAAGAGGGGGAUCGUCUCCUCUCUCCUGGUGCCUGACCUGGAUGAGGAGAAGAACGCUGAAAUGCCCACCGUGCACGGCGUGUGCUCCACUGAACUCUCCGUUAACUCCAGAGACGACGUUGCUGUCGAUGUGACCGUCAGCAGGGAUCUGUCCACGUGUAACUGGUUUGUUGCUCGCAGACAGGACACCAGUCCUCUGGCCCUCAUCUCUGGCAUGAACUACCCUGUGUCCAAGAUGAUCAGCAGCACUCAGAUCUGUAACUACAAGUUUGACAGCCAGAAGAAGCACAUGACCAGUGGAUCCUGUACAGAGAAGCACAUCUUCCUACCCUUCUCCCAUAGGGAUGAAUAUGGAAUAUCUGCAGUCGUGAGGCAGACUGUGACUCUGAGAGAGACUUCCAAGAUUAACGACAGAAUAUUCAACCACAAUGAAGCCAACCUGAAGUACCUCCCCAUGGACGCUGUUGAUGACAAGCUGCCGGUGCAAACCAAGGACGCUGUUCUAACCACGAUGCAGAAGCUGAACACCCUGUCACAGACCACUGAGGGCCAGUUGCGUGCCGGCCUCUUCCACAAGCUGGUGUCUGAGCUCCGCGGAUUGAAAGUCGACAUUCUGACCUCCAGCGUUGAUGAGAUGAUUGAAAUCUCUGAAUUUCUGACUUGGCAAGCUCUGGUUCAGUGCGGUACCCCAGAAUGCACCAGCAGCAUGCUGAAGAUUCUAAGAAAAUUUGACCAAGAUGCAAGUGAGGUCGAUGCGGUCAUCUAUGCCCUGGGAAUGCUGUCCAACCCCUCCCGUCUGAUGGUGAAAGACCUGCUGGCAAUGGCUCAGUACAAGCAGAGCAAACCCAUCAUGUAUGCCCUGAGCAAUGUAGUUACAAGACUGUACAAGUCUGAGGGCGUCACUCCGGAGAUCACUGCUGUCUAUGAGUACAUGACAUCCCUUUUGGGUCCAGACUGUGCAGGGGAGAAAGAGCUGACCUUCCUGACACUGAGGGUUAUUGGUAACAUGGGAGAAGCAAUGGAGGCCGCUGGCCCUAUCAAGAGCACCCUGCUGAAGUGCAUGAGACAACCCGCUACUACUUUGUCCGUGCAACUCUCUGCCAUUCAGGCUUUCAGGCGCAUGUCCGUCACAGAAGAAGUUCGCUCCAACCUCCAGAGGGUCAGCCAAUACCCCAAGGGUGCGGUGCAGAAGCGCCUGGCGGCUUACCUUAUUCUGAUGAGAAAUCCACAGGAAAGUGACCUUGAGAUGGUGAAGAAGCUGCUCAGUCAGGAGCAGAACGUGCAGGUCAAAGCUUUUGUGUCCUCUCACAUCUACAACAUCAUCUCCUCAACCGAUUCAGAGACCAAAGAGCUCGGUCAAAGAAUAAUGGGAGUUCUGCAGGACACUGACGUCAUCACACACAAUGACUACAACACCAAGUCUCGCAACUACAAGCUGGGUGUGGCACAUGAGAACAUGCAUGCCAACAUUCAGGGAAACGUCAUUUUUGAUCCUAGCAACCAGUUGCCCAAAGAAGUCUUGUUGGAAACAACCCUGGAAGCUUUUGGCUACAGCAUGGAUGUAUGGGAGGUUGGCAUGGAGGGUAAAGGCUUCGAACCAAACCUCGAGGCUUUGUUUGGACAGAAUGGUUUCUUCCCUGACACUGUAUCUAAAGCUCUGUAUUGGGCUGAGGACAAGAUGCCACCAAAGAUCAGAGAAGUUCUGGAAAAAUGGCUCGCGCCUCUGAAAUCAGAACGGCCAAAGGUUCCUGCAAACCUAAUGGCAGAAAUUGUUCGUAACUUCAACAAACUGGUAAAAGAUCUGCAGAGUCAAGAGUCCCCAGAGGCCAUGGCCUACCUUAGGAUCAUGGGAACUGAACUUGGUUACAUCAAGGGCACCGAUCUGAAGUUUAUCAUUGAAAACGCAAUUUUGAACGCAAAGACUUACAUGCAUCAUGCCAAGUUCAUGGGUAGCUGGGUGCCAAGCACUGACAAUGAGAUUUUUGCACACUACAUCUUUAUGGACAACAAAUUCACCUUACCAACCGCAGCUGGCUUGCCAAUGACUUUUGCUCUUUCUGGCACUUUUGCUCCUGGUGCAAAAGGAGGCCUUCAUAUUUCUCCAAACAUGAAUGAGCUGGUCUUCAGUCCUUCUGUUGGAGUUGAAUUCAUGACUCAGAUGGGGGUCCACAUGCCCGAAUUUGUUGUUUCUGCUGUUGAGAUGCAUACCACCCUGUUCCACGAGAGUUCCUUUAAUGCCAAGAUCACCAUGGAGCAAAACCAGGUCAAGCUCUCCAUCCCUGCUCCACAGGGUACCACAAAACUCUUCAGAAUCAGCAAUAAAGUGGAGAUUGUUGGUGCUGGACAAGCUACAAUGAUCCCACACAAACAGAGCAUCUCAAAGUGCAACCCUCUUUUCUCUGGAAUCAAAUACUGCACCACAUUGCGUUACACAGACGCUAGUGACAAGACCACUGCCCCUUACUUCCCUCUGAAUGGAGAGACAAUGCUUGCUCUUGACAUCGAGCCCACAAAAGAGAUAUCUGAGUACACGGCCGUCUUCGUCUAUAACCUCCUCAGCGAAGGAAAAGAUGGCCGUCAGAAGGUUGAUUCCUUGAAGAUGAUCCUCAGGGCCGAGGGUUCACAGCCCAGAGAGGCUACAGCCACCAUGAAAUACAACAGGAACAGGAACAUUUUCACCACUCAGAUCCAGAUACCUGACAUUGAUGUUGAGGCGGGCGUUAAAGUUGGCAUGACAGACAGCAGUUCAAAAGGCAAAUCCAUGUUCCUUGAGAUCUCCAGCAAGAAUGUGCCCCAGCUGUCUCUAAUUGGCCGAGCUAAGCUUCAGGCUAUGAACGAUGGAAUGCUGCAGGUUCAGCUGCUGGUGCCAUCCCUCAGAACUAAUGCCACUCUCAGUGCUACAAUGAGCAAAACUGACGGGCUCACCAUGCAGAUCAAGAGUGAUGUGAAACUCCCAGAAGUCUCCUCCAUUCAGGCAGUCACUGUCAAAUAUGGUAAAGAACAGGCUGAGGUUAAUCUGAUGUCCAACAUGAAUGCUGACACAAAGAUCCCAGUGGGCUACACCAAAGCUGCUCAGGCAUUGCUCGGGCAGCUUGCAAAUGAUGUCAUGGACAAACAGGUUGUCAAUACAGACAUGAAAGUACGGCACAUUCUCAGCAAAGGCCUUGAGGCCACCAACAUCUGGAUUGAUAAGAUUUCCGUUGAUGUUCCUUGCAUCAAGAAACUGAGGAACAGCGUUGAAAAGAUGCAAAUGCCAUCAGUGCCUGAAAACUUGUUCAUGAAUCUUGAAAGCACACUCAGAUACCAGUUCAAACAGAACCGCUUUGUGAUGACUAUCCCUCUGCCUUUCGGUGGGAAAACAUCUGAAGAGCUGAGGAUACCAUCUGUUGUCACCUCCCCUCGCAUUUCUGUGCCUCAAUUGGAAGUGGAUUUUGCCCCUCGGGAGGUCCCAAUCCCACGUUUUACUAUCCCCUCUGAAUAUGAUCUCACCCUACCUCUGAUGGGAUUGAUGGAGGCAUCUGCCAAAGUCAACAGCAACUUUUACGACUGGGAGGGAGUGAUUACUGUUGGUAAUAACACUGCAGAGUCACCUGAAUACGUGGCCAAGUUCAGCGUCAUGGCUGAAAGUCCAAUUAGACUGCUAUCUUUCUCAGCUGAAGGAGCAUCCAAAAUCACAGACACAGACAAGGAAACAAUUGAAGUCACACUCGAUGGAGCCCUGAAUCACAUGCUCAUCAACACAGGUUUCAGCGUGUUGGAAAGCAUUGCCGUCACAGACAAUAUACUGACAACAGGUCACUACAAAUUGUAUGCUGCUGCUGAUCCUGCUGGUCUGAACACUAAUUUGACCAUUACCACCCAGUACACCCUUGACUCAAACAUGUUCUUUGGAGAUAUUAACACAGAUGGGAGCAUCACCAUUGGACCCAUGGUUGCCACCACCACUUACCUCCACACCUUCUCUGUUGAGCCAGCCAAGAAAGAAGCAAAAAUGGAGAGCACAUUGAGGGUGAACUCUGAAAAGCUGAAGCUUGCAAACAAGAUCAAAGCAUCCUAUGAAAGUGAUGAAUUUUUGUUUGAAUCAACCACCAACAUGAACCAUGACCCAAUCAUGCACACCACCAAAAUUAACCUUAACUACAAGGAUGUCAAACUCACCUUCCAGUCUGACUCUGUGACCAAAGCUUAUGAGAAGAUGAUUCGUAGUCAGAUGGAGUUCUCCUCCUCUGGAGGACAGGCUGCCUUCAGAAUAGAGAACCAAGCUGAUGAUACGCAGAACCGGGCAUAUUCUUUGCUGACUGGAGUGAUGAAUCCCUCUGGCUUAGAGAUCAAUGCUGAUGCCUCCAUAAACAUCUUCUCAAGUAUUGCUUCCCAUAAAGCAACCUUGUCAUUGAGCACAAACAGCUUGACCACCAGCUGUACAACAACUGCCCGGCACAGCCCAUUUACAUUUGAGAAUAUUUUCCAUGGCGGGGUUGACACCACUGGAGCCACCUUGUCUCUCACAACAAAAGGAGCUAUUCGGGCCAACAAAGCUGAGCUCUCUGUAGAGGGAAAGCUUGCAAACACAGAGGUUUAUCUCAACAGCAUGUUUGCAGGUAAUCUGUUUGACAUCAACAGCAGGAACAGAGUGAACUUGAGGCUGAAUGAAGAUGGUUUGGUCUUCUCCAACAACAUGGUUGGAUCUUUCAGGGAGAUGAAGACUGACAAUACCCAUUCACUAUCUCUUUCUUUGGGAUCUUUAACCCUCCAGUCCAAAACUGACAACUUCCUUGACAGGAGCAAUUCCUACAUGCACGACAUCACAGUCAACAUGAAGCAUUUUACUGCUUCAGUUACAGUGAAAAAUGACCUGAAGGUGAUGGCGGUUAACUUUGUAAAUGAUGCCCAGUUCAAGACAGAACCUUACAAUGUAGAACUGACUGGAACACUGAUGGGAGCCUUCUCAGAGGAAGAGCUCAAGCACACAUAUGAAAUCAAGUUUGCUAACAUGAUACUGUCUGCAAUGUGCAACACCAAUGGAAAACUCCUAGGAUCGCGCAUGACACAUUCAACCGACAUGGAAGUUGAUGGUUUGACUGUGAAGUUCAACAACAUGGCUAGCUUUAACUCGCCAUCUCUUCGUCUGGACAGCAUGAUCAAAACUGCUGCUGCACCCUUCACUCUAACCAUUGAUGCCAUUUUCAACUCAAACGGUGAAGUGCAUGUGUAUGGACAGCACAGUUCUGAAGUGUACAGCAAAUACCUCCUUAAAGCAGAACCAACACUGUUUACACAGUCCUUUGAGUACAGAGCCUCAACCAGCCAUGAAAUGGCAGAUAGACCUACUAUCAAGACCAAUAUGGAUAACAAGUUGAACAGCAUGUUAAGCCUGCAAGAGCAGAGUAUGUCACUGAAGGUGAUAUCCACAGUGAAUGAGCACACUUUUAAUCAAGAACUGAGUGCAUAUAACAAUCCAAAGAAGAUGGGUAUUGAAAUGAAAGGAGCAGUCUCAACUCCCCUCUUUAGUAAGGCCAGUCAAGAUUAUGCCAUCUCUGGAUUUGUGAAAUAUGACAAGAACAGUGACAGUCACUCCAUCCUGAUCCCAUUCAUUGAACACAUUCCAGCAGUGAUUGAAAGCAUGAAGACCACAAUGAUGACUCUGAUGGAUAACAGCAUUGAGAUGCUUAAAGACAUCAGCACCAGGUAUGAGAUCAGUGCCAAGUUUCAAGGCAAAAUGGCAGAACUGAAGGAUGCCAUUGAUCAUUUUGACUUCAACCUCUUUGUCCAAGACCUGAGAGAGUUUCUCACCAUUGUGGAAAAAUACAUCACUGAAAUGAUGGCCAAGUUCCCAACUGAUAAAAUUGUUAAUCUGUUCAAAUCUAUCAAAGACACUAUCAGGGCUACAAUUAAUAAAAUUAACAUCCACGACAAACUUGAAGCAGUUUAUAUCAAAAUUGAAGAGUUUCUUUCCAACUAUGGGGUUGAAAAAAUAAUUGGGGCCUUCAUGGAUGAAGUUGUUAAAAUUAUGAAGGAAUAUCAGAUCAGAGAGAAGAUUCAGCUUACAUUUGAAGCUCUGAAAUCAAUUGAUAUCCAGCCUUUGCUUAACAAAGCCCUGGUGCCUGUUAAGGACCUUAUGAAUGAGCUGUAUGCCUUUGACUUCAAACAGCUAUUUGAUGACAUGAGUGACUACUUUGUAAGAAUAAUACAGAAAAUUCAGUCCUAUGAUUAUGAAACACUCACAACAGAGCUGAAAGAGAAAGUUGCAGAGAUGAGCAAGAUUCCCUGUUUUGGAAAACUCUAUGGUGAGUUCAGAGUUACCUCGCCUCAUUACAACCUGAGGACCACUGCUGACCUGGAGAACGCCACAACCUCAUCAGUCACACCAGAAUUCAAAAUAAACCUAAACUCAAGGGCUGAUUCUACUCUGAAAGUCCUUGACUACACUGUGGAUGCCUCUGCACAUUUAGCUGCACCCAUGAUGAGCCGUUUGACCAUUUCCGAAAACAUUAAUGUACAUCAGCUUUCCUUUACACUUGACCACAAAGGAGCAAUGGAUUUCUAUGGCCUAUCAGCCCUAGCCUCUACUGAAACAACUGUGAAAGCCACAACUGAGUUCUGUGAUGCAGAGCUUGUCAAUAAUGCAGUCCUUAACACAGAAAAUGGAAUCUCUGCCACAGUAGAGACUACCUACAAUCAUGACCUCAACAUGCCACCCUUAAACGCAUUCAGCAAAACGAUGAUGAAACAAAAGAGUGUCUUUGGGCUUGUAGAUGGCACCAUGCAUCUCACUUUAAAUAAUCAGGCCAAUGGAAAAUAUACAGUUCAGAGAUUCUCAGAUGAAGCAACACAUAAGAGUGACAUUGAUGUGGAAAUGGAUCUCCACACAGCCAAAGUUACCCUCACUGGAGAGACAAGCAGCAACCACUUAAAGAUGAAUCAAACUGUUGUUGCUGAUAUUUGCAUUUUCCGCCAUGUCAUCAUCAAUGCCAAGGCUGAGACAGAAACACCUUUCAUGAAGGGGAGUGUUGCAGAGGUCAAGCUCCAAGCUAAGAUUGAAGACAUGAAAAUUGAUCUCACUGCUUCUCACAAUGCAGAAUUGGUUGGUCAGGUCGAAGGAGCUCUCUCAAGCUCUGCCCUCGCUUUGAUCAAACCUACAGAGCUCAUGUUUGACAUGAAGAACAAGGGAGGUGCCAAGGUUGUUCUGCCAUUCAAGCUGUCUGGAAAAGUUGACCUCCAGAAUGACAUCGCUUUUACUCUGAACUCUGAAGUGCACCAGGCAAGCUGGACCGGCCUGGCCAGGUUCAAUCAGUACAAAUACUCCCAUUUUUUUUCCAUGGACAAUGGUGAGAAAGAAAUUACCAUAAUUUCCCAAAUCAACGGGGACGCAAAUCUUGAUGUACUGAAGAAACCUAUCACCAUUCCUGAAAUCACCUUACCAUUUGUUGGCAUGAAAACACCAAGAGUGGAGGACUAUUCUCUCUGGGAAGACACUGGCCUGGGCUUCAUCCUGACAACAACUCAGCAGACAUUGGACAUGAAAUCCAAGCUAAAGUACAUUAAGAACUCUGAGAUGAUCACUUUUGAUAUUAAUUUGGAUCCAGUCAUUACUGCUAUAAAUACCAACAUGGAGGCUCUGCACAAGAAAGUGCUUAUUAAUAAAGACAAGGCCACAGCCAUCCUUGCUUCAUCUUAUGACAAAGCAAAGGCAGAGUAUGACAAAUACAGCAUUGAGUUACCAAAAACCAUUGUAGUACCUGCCCACAGAGUUCCACUGAUGAAUGUUGAAAUGUCCUCUUUCACAAUUCCCCUGCCCGAUGUCAAUUCCAUUGCAAUGCCUGCCCUGCAUGUUCCAGCUGCCCUCAGCAAGUUCACUACUCCAAAAAUCACUCUACCCAAAAUUCAGACCAUCAAGAUCCCAGUGAUGGGUGACCUGAUCUACGAGUUCUCCAUGAAAACAGCAAUGAUCACACUCAAAACUGACGCCAGCGUCCUCAACCAGGAUGGCCUCAACAUCAAACUUGAUGCCUCCUCAUUGUCUGAAUUUGAAAUUUUGAAUGGGAAGAUUGAAGGCAGCACCAAAGUGAAAACAGUGGAUGAAUUUAAAAUGGCCUCCCUCCUGUCUGUGAAACAUUCAGUGCUGGAGGGAAACCAUGAGAGCACCAUCGUCUUAGGCUUAAAAAACAUAGACACCUCUAUCACCAACGCAGCAAAAAUCAAUCUGUCUUCUAUGACUAUGGAAAUCAACCAAGAUAUUAAAGGGAAUCCAGCCGAAGGCCUGGUUGUGUCCAUGUCUACUCCAUCUACAGGACUCAUUGCCAUUCAGAUGCAGACAAAGCAGCCAGCACAAGUGAAAGCCAGAAUCUACGGUCGCUACCCGACUAAGCCAACAACCAACGUUGAUAUCUUGGGUCUCAAGAUUUCUGUGACUGAAUCCAAAAAGCUAAACCUUCAGACCACCUGGAAUAUGGAGAUGCCAUACGAGAUGAUGCUGGGACUGAAAAAACAUGUGCCCACAGUGAUGGAAAUGGUUUCCGAUCCUGCUGUCAGAACAUACAACCAACUCAACAGGGAUGCUAGAAGCCUCAAGGUCUCGUUUAAAAAGGCUACAAAGCAGGGUAAAGAAAUGUUCAAGAAGGCUGUUGAGAAUCUCGCUGCAGUUAGUCCUUCUGAUCUCAUGCCGACUGUCAUAGAUAAGACCCUUGUGAUUCUCAAAGAGUACCAAAAAAAGGUUGAACUUGUUCUCGAUGCUGUUGUUAAAUUCCUGAAACAGACCAAGUUCCAGAUCCCUGGUUAUGAACAGAGGCUCUCUGGACUUGAGAUCCACCAGAAAUUGAGCGCGUUUGCUGCUGAUGUGUUUGAGGAGGCUGUUGAAAAGAUCCCAGAGUACAUCGCCUCCAUGUUUGCACCAGUCGUUGAUCAAUUCAAAGCGAUCAAAUUCCAUUUUCCCGGCUCUAACCGCAUUGUCAGUGGGGCAGAAAUUCUUAAUAAUCUGAUGGAGUAUCUGAAGAAAAUGCAGGCGCGUGUGAUUGUUACUGUGAGGAAUUUAAGUGCAAUCCAGCUGGAAGAUAAAAUCAAGCAAUUCUCAGCAUUUAUGCAGUUUAUCGUUGAACAGAGUGAAAACUGUCUCCAACGUCUAAAACAAGAAAACCUAGAGGGCAUUUACAACUUCUUGGAUGAUAUGUACAAAAAUCCCAAGAUUCCUGAGCAAAUUAAGGACGUCCACAGAAUCAUUGUGGAAUUUCUGAGAUAUGUGAUCGAUAAACUCUCCCAAUUUACAACCCUGUCACCCUAUGCAUCUACUGAACAGCUUAGAACAGACGUCCAGUCUUGGAUUGACUCUUCGGUAAAAGGCGUUAACACCGUCCACAACACCGUCAUUAGGACCCUCAAAGAGAAAAGCAAGAGUGUUGAAUCCUACGUUAAAGUAGAUGACAGACGGAUAGAGGUUGAAAUUCCUUUACCAAACAUUGCCAGAUUCAACUGAAUGUAACCAAGGCAAACAAAAAUGUGGAUAAAUGUUUGUAAUACUUGUCUCUUUUUCAUAACCAACAACACAGCCGUGAAGGUUUUGUCCUAAAAACUCAAUUCUACAAAAACAGGGAUGUGUAUUCCUAUCAUACUUCUCCAUUCUGCUUCCCCCACCCCAUUAUUAUUUCAUGGUAAACUAACAAUUGUUCUGAUUCUAUUGUUUUCAUUUGUGUCUUGUACUAUUUAAAAAGCCACGUCAAUAAAUACAGUUUGUACUGCAUACCUGUCAAA
This is a messenger RNA of Nematolebias whitei (Rio pearlfish), 10328 nucleotides long. Its product is annotated as apolipoprotein B-100. Gene Ontology annotation, biological process: cholesterol transport; triglyceride mobilization; lipoprotein transport. NCBI's taxonomy places the organism in Eukaryota, Metazoa, Chordata, Actinopteri, Cyprinodontiformes, Rivulidae. Gene Ontology annotation, cellular component: very-low-density lipoprotein particle; mature chylomicron; low-density lipoprotein particle. The record is from RefSeq and is a predicted model, not a curated record. The coding region runs from base 145 to 10053 and encodes 3302 amino acids. The transcript has 26 exons. Gene Ontology annotation, molecular function: cholesterol transfer activity; low-density lipoprotein particle receptor binding.